Messenger RNA from Gossypium raimondii (Peruvian cotton), 2238 nucleotides. RefSeq lists its product as uncharacterized. NCBI's taxonomy places the organism in Eukaryota, Viridiplantae, Streptophyta, Magnoliopsida, Malvales, Malvaceae. Bases 1 to 2238 code for a protein of 745 amino acids. The record is from RefSeq and is a predicted model, not a curated record. The transcript has 3 exons.
AUGGAGAAAAAACCAAGUGAGAGUUUCAGGCAGUACGCACAAAGAUGGAGGGAAGUUGCUAUCCAAGUCCAACCACCGCUCCUAGAAAGAGAAACUACCAUGCUCUUUAUCAAUACCUUAAAGGCCCCGUUCAUCACGCACAUGCUAGGAAGUGCAACAAGAAGCUUCUCAGAUAUAGUAAUGAAUGGCGGAAUGAUUGAGAAUGCUAUAAGAAAUGGGAAAAUAGAAGCAGGAGAGAGUAACAAAAGGUCAGCCUCGAGAAGAAAGGAAAAUGAAGUAAACAACGUGAAUAAGUACAACAAGUCAAUUACGGUGAACCAGACAAGGAAGGUGAUUGCUGGUCAGCAGGGUUCAGCAAUACAAGAAUCUGGUAUGAGGCAAGGUACUGAGAAACCCCAGUUCACACCAAUUCCGAUGUCAUACAAGGAGAUGUAUCAGAAUUUGUUCAACGCACACGUUGUUUCUCCCCAUUACUUGACCCCUUUAAAACCCCCGUAUCCCAAAUGGUAUGAUGCAAGCGCACAAUGUGAUUACCAUGCAGGAAUUACAGGGCACUCAAUAGAAUAUUGUACUGCCUUCAAGAAGCUAGUCGAAAGGCUUAUUAGCAUGGGUGUUGUCAAGCUUGAUGACUCACCUAGCACAGAAAAUCCGCUACCCAAUCAUACCGAUAAGGGAGUGAAUAUGAUGAGUGAAAGUAGGGGAGAAGAAGUCAAGAACGACAUUGCUGAAGUAAAAACUCCGUUGAAAUGGGUUUGGAGAGAGAUGGCGAAGAGAGGGCUAAUUAUUUUAGAUACUGAAGAAAGGUAUGAGGCUGAAAACUAUUGUGAAUUCAACCGUGAAGUAGGACAUGAGAUUCAAGAAUGUGAAGGAUUUAAGGCUCUGGUCCAAAACAUGAUGGAUAACAAGGAGAUAAGGUUUUAUGAAGAAGUGGAGGGUAAGAGAAAUAUUUGCACAUCAGAGUUGGCAACGAAGACUCCAAAAACGAAUCAUCUUGUGGCCAUCAUUUCAUACCCUCGGAGCAAUGAGUCUAGGGUUCAGAUAACACCAAAAAUUGUAAUCCAGAAACCAUCAAAUUUCCCAUACAAUGAUAGCAAAAUGGUGUCGUGGAAUUAUGGGUGCAAUGUGACAAUCUUGGGAAAGAAAGCGGAGAGAAAUCAGAAAAUAGAUGAGGCAAAGGAGUUUUUGAAGUUUUUGAAACACAGCGAAUACAGCAUUGUGGAACAACUGUGCAAACAGCCGGCCCGCAUUUCUAUAUUAGUUUUGCUCUUAAGUUCAGAAGUACAUCGAAAUGCACUAUUGAAAGUACUAAAUGAAACAUAUGUGGCUGAUGAUAUUUCGGUAAACAAGCUGGAUCGGUUGGUCAACAAUAUAAGUGCUGACAAUUUUAUCUUCUUCAGUGAUGACGAAAUACCAUCUGGAAGAAGGGGUUCUACUAAAGCCCUAUACGUUACUGCCCGAUGCAAAGGGUGCACACUUCCGGGGGUCUUGGUUGAUAAUGGAUCUACACUGAACGUAUUGUCUUUAUCUACUCUUAGUCAAUUACUGGUGGACAGUUCACACAUGAAAGCAUGCCAGAGCAUAGUAAGGGCGUUUGAUGUAACAAAAAAGAGGGUUAUGGGGAGAAUUGAGGUACCGUUAAGGAUUGGCCCAACUACUUAUGAGGUGGACUUCUUGGUAAUGGAUAUUAAGCCAUCCUACAACUGUUUAUUGGGAAGACCAUGGAUACACUCAGCCGGGGUAGUACCUUCAUCGCUACAUCAGAAGGUGAAGUUAGUAUUAGAGGGUCGGUUGAUAAUAAUAAAUGCGGAGGAAGAUAUCAUAGCAACAGUAACUGGUGAUGCACCUUAUGUGGAAAUUAACGAUGAGGCAGUGGAAUGCUCUUUUCAGUCAUUAGAAUUUGUGAACGCGAUGUUUAUUGCUGAAGGAAACAGAAUUUCGGUACCAAAAAUAUACAGGACCACAGAGAUGGGGAUGCAAUUGAUGAUUGGAAGAUGGGCUUCACCCGGGAAAGGAUUCGGAAAAUAUCUUCAAGGAAAGAUUGAAGCGCCGAUGCUGAAGGAAAAGUUUGAUAGUUGUGGUAUAUCUCCGGACUUGUCAAGAAUUGUAGAACAAGAGGAUAAGCAGAUCUUACCUUAUAUGGAAUCAUUAGAAAUCGUGAGCCUAGAGGAAGGAAAGGAGGUGAAAAUUGGAACUGAAAUCACCGCAAAGACAAAACAAGACCUCAUUGAAUUGCUCUGA